Molecule: messenger RNA, 1844 nt
Organism: Populus trichocarpa (black cottonwood)
Lineage: Eukaryota; Viridiplantae; Streptophyta; Magnoliopsida; Malpighiales; Salicaceae
Product: protein LNK3
Exons: 6
Coding region: 173-1321 (382 amino acids)
Biological process (GO): regulation of DNA-templated transcription; circadian rhythm
Source: RefSeq, a predicted model, not a curated record
CGCACUUCUUACAAAGUAACAAAACCUUCAUCAAAGUUCGCAACUUUUUUAUCAGUUCUCUGCAAUUCUUGUCAUCUUGGUAGCUUCAUUUCUCUAUAUUAGCAACGGGGUCUUGUCCAUUCUCUUAAUCAAACCCACCCACCAGAAGGGAUUUUCUUUUGUCUCCGCAGACAUGGAAUGGUAUUCUGACGAUUGUAUUGAUGAUUUUGAGGUUCCCAAGGAUCAAGAAGUAUAUGAUAGGCUUCCAUCACCAGAGAGUUGGUCGAAAUGGUGUACGGAUGCAUCAGAAAGUCAUGAGUUUUCUAACCAAAGUCUUCCUAUGGAUUCAAAAUUGACUGAGGAAGAACUCAAAUUCAAUGGUGAAAUUUUAAACAAUGAGGUUGAAAGUUUCUACAAUGGUGAAGAUCAGUCUAGUGGUUCAAGAACAAGUAGAGGAUUUUCUGAAGACUCCUUUCCCCAGAAUGCCCUGUCAUGCGACCAGUCAGAUUACCAGCUUGAUGAUCUUGCAGGAAUCGAACAAUUGGAUGAAAUUUUCUUUUCCUUACUCGAAGACCAACCUACGAAUGAAAAUCUUCAUGGCUCGUUUUGCUUUUCUCCUGAAGCAGAAUGUGCCAUGAUAUCCGCUGAUAAUCGCUUGACUGACAAGAUUUUAGAUUUGCAAAGUAUUUUGAAUGAUGCACGUGGCAUGGGAAGCUCAAAGUAUCUCAAAACACAUGCGUUUUCUCCAUCAGCUAGUUGGGAGAAAGAUGAAGUUGCUGCUUCACACUUUAAUCCAUGCAACUCAGAGCAAAAGGAUUGGGCACCGGCAGAGGCACAGCUGGUCAAUGUGUCGGUCCCUUCUGAGCAUGAUAGCACGAUUGGACCUGUGGAUGACGAAACAUCUCAACAAUCUGCGCUACAUGAGCUAGAAAUGGUUCUGGCCCAGUUAAAUGAUAAGACUAGAAUUUGCUUUCGCGAUGGCUUGUACCGUUUAGCCAGCUAUUCAAGGCAACAUAUAGUAAAACGGAACCAAAAUGGAGAUCUUUACAUGGAAACACCGUGUACCAGUGAAGAUGAGGAAAUCAGGUCUGGAGGAAAGAAAACAAACGAAAUGGAGACCAACAGCAUUGACCGAGCCAUUGCAAACCUCAUGUUCAGUAAGAUGGACCUAAAUAUACAAGAUUUUCAUGUCUCGGCAUCAGCAAGUUCCAAGCAAGGAAUUUCCAGAGAAACUAAGCCCCUAAACUGCAGCUUGGAUCAGCCAGAAGGCCAUGAUCUCUCUUCCUACCCAAUUUUCCGAGAUGAUGCUGAGGUUCCGAUCCUUGGUCAGGGAUAUCCAUAGAUAAGAGCAAAUCCUGGCAAGCAUACCUGAAGAAACCCUGGAGAGAAGAUUUUGUGUCUAUAUUGUAAUGUUUUUCAAAAGUCGAACCAGGAAGAGGACUCAGGGGACAGUCCAUUGAAUAAGUAGUUGUAUCCAUAGAAAAAGCUUGAAAAAUUCUCUAGAGGUGUUCCACUCAUAUGUAUAUACUAGGAUUGUAUAUCAUUCGUGUGAAUGGUUAGAUGCUGGGUCGGACAACUCGCUGCAUCCGCUCAGCUCAGUUUUGGUAGGUGCAUAUAGAGACCAGUUCAGAAACUUUUGACUUAUCCGUUGAAUAUACUCCGUGGUGUAAAUGUCCAUGUUUUUGCCUACUCGAGCUCAGCAACGCUGAGGAGGUUCUUGGUUUUAUUGUUGUUUCAGGCUUCAGGGGUGCCAUUUGAUAGUUGCUUUUGAGACCUUUGUGUAUGAUGUAGUUUCUUUAUUGGCCCUUCAUUUCCCCGGUUGUUGCAAUUUCCUAAUAUAUUUAUCAUUGGAUUUAUUGCUGCAA